AUGAAGUCCUUAUCACCAGCCCUCGCGUCUCUCGCGAACGUCUUCAAGAUUCCCGUGUCAAUGGCGCCGGUCCGCCCAUCUAUUUCCCGGGCAUGCCACGAGACCCUGAACCGCCGAACACAACAGCCCGGCCCGGUCAUAGCAGCCCUGCAAUCAGCGCCAUUCUCGACGACAAGCGCAAUGGCCGCGAGGAAGGGAAACGGCCCUGUUAUUGACAAGCGCAUUACUCUGAUCCGCUAUUUCCUCCACCACCCUCUCACCCCGCGUCCCCUCCGCUUCUCUCGCAACCGUUACCUCCGCCACUGGACCAUCCACCGCGCUUGGCAAUUGUUCAAGGCCCAGCAACGCCGCACACACGAACUCGAGAUGAUGCGCCAGUACCAGAGUAUGCAGGAUGCGUGUGAGGAGUUGCGCACUGGUGCGGGAGAUGGAGGAAAGCUGUUCCGCGUCUCGAUGAACAAGAAGGGUAUCUUCACCGAUAUGUUCCCCAUCGAGUAUGCUCGCAUGCAGACUGAGUCCCCUCCUUCCGAUGGAUGGAACUAUGACUGGAAGAAGCCCGGACAGAAAUAG
Molecule: messenger RNA, 570 nt
Organism: Penicillium digitatum Pd1
Lineage: Eukaryota; Fungi; Ascomycota; Eurotiomycetes; Eurotiales; Aspergillaceae
Product: mitochondrial 54S ribosomal protein mL40
Biological process (GO): mitochondrial translation
Molecular function (GO): structural constituent of ribosome
Source: RefSeq, a predicted model, not a curated record